CGUAUUAACUGACAAUAGGACUGACAGAGCUGUUCGUCUAUCGUCAUAUUGUGAUUGACUUGGGUUAUGGCAUCGUGAAAGUGUUAGAAAUUAGUGCAAAAUGUCUUAUCAACAAUUGACUGAUGAAACAUUCCCGACAAAUCUGUUAAUAGAAUUUGACCAGCUAGAUGAUGAUAUUCCCAUCAGCCCACCACAAAUCCUGCAAGCGGAUAAAACAAGCGUUGUUACUGCUGCAGAGAUACGAUCUUCCGAAGUCAUUUCGCACACUUCUGGGUCCAACACAUCCAGUGGAAACUAUAGCUUUUCUACAGAGAACGAAAAUGGUAGCGCCUCAAGCGGUUGCAGUAAUCCAACAAUCAAAUAUCAGUCCUCUACCAACAAACGUGCUAAAGCGAUGAAAGAUACAAAGAAAAUGGUUCCGAAACCGUCCGGUAAAUCUUCAGUACACCAACAAAAAUCUAAAUCACUGGAAAAUCUUGUAAAUCACAACACUAAUCAGAUGCCAUCCAAUUUAUUGAAGAGACAAAAGUAUGGUCACGUAAAAAGUAAAGUGAAGCAAUUUAUCGAUGAAACGACCAAAAAUUUGGACCGCAAACCGCUUUUGCGGCACAAAUCUAUGCCGGAUUACAGUCUCGAGUGUCCUUCGGAAGAGAUCGAUGAAAUUAAUCAGGAAACCAACAUUGACAAGUUACGAUCGUUGCUAAAAGAAAAAACUGAAGAGUUGGAAUGCUGGAAACGACAUUUAAAUUUCAGUGAAAGGCAGAGAGAGGAUAGCGUCUUAAAAAUAGGUGCAUUGCAACGAAAGAUCGAGACUAUGCGUUUGGAGCAUUCCACGAGGGACAAAGAUCGAGAACGCCAGCAUGAACGCAAAUUGGAGAACGAGCGGGAAAAACAUACAGUACUAGAGGCAUAUUUACGAUAUCGAAAUCCGUCAUUGAGCAGAAUUUUCACAUCAGUUGGCACGCAGACCAGCCCAGGUGUAUGUACGGUGUUCAACAUCAAUGCUUUUUGCAGUGACGACAGCUUUGAAGGGCUAUUGGAUGGAAGUUUCAAUGCUGCACCUGCGACAUCCACGGGAACCAGGGUCAAGCGAGCGCUUCAGUUUCCAUUGGAACCGGAACCGGAUGAACCGGAAGUGAAUGAAGUUAAUGAAAACGUUAGUCCGGAUUCAGCAUCCCAUCCAGCUGGCCCAAAUUUAAUGCAAUUAUCCGAUGCAGGACAACUAUCUCCUAAAACCGCAGGAAUAUGUGAAUCUCCUACUCAAGAUUAUGUUCAAAUUUGCAAAGAGUGCGCUAUUAAGAAAGAGAAAAAACGAAAGAAGAAAAACAGGCUGGCCAGUUUCUUCUGCAUUAAGAAAGUUAAAGAAUGAACGUGUGAUUUACUAUUUAUUUUUAUUAAUUGUACAACAGGACCUUACUAACUAACCUACAAUAUGUGACAAACAGCAGCAGAGAUUUUGUGUAGUGUGUUUUGUAGAUUGUGUUUUUGUAUUUGUAUUUUUAAAUUAUCAUAAUACAUUUGUCUUGUUUAGUUAA
Malaya genurostris is the source of this 1535-nucleotide messenger RNA. RefSeq lists its product as uncharacterized. The transcript has 3 exons. The coding region runs from base 101 to 1369 and encodes 422 amino acids. The record is from RefSeq and is a predicted model, not a curated record. NCBI's taxonomy places the organism in Eukaryota, Metazoa, Arthropoda, Insecta, Diptera, Culicidae.